Molecule: messenger RNA, 1482 nt
Organism: Histoplasma capsulatum G186AR
Lineage: Eukaryota; Fungi; Ascomycota; Eurotiomycetes; Onygenales; Ajellomycetaceae
Exons: 8
Coding region: 1-1482 (493 amino acids)
Source: RefSeq, a predicted model, not a curated record
AUGCUUCUAGCUUCGACCUUGACCUUGGAGCAGGCAUUCCGAUCACAGAAAAAAGAUAAAAACGACGGCGACGUACAUCUCUCUAGGUCGGUCCAUGAGGGUGCCACAGUAGUCGAGGUGAGACGAGAGAAUCACCCACCCACCAAGACAAGACAAGACAAGAAAAAAGUUAUCAAGAUAUAUGAGGCGUCGAACCAGCGGGGUGGAAUCCGGGAGACACAGUUGGAAGAUGUCUCAAGAGGGCUAAAAUCGGGUAUUUUGCUUUCCCCUCCUGCUGCUGCUGCUGCUGCUGCUGCUGUCUUGAGACGAGACAGACCACCAGCCGCAGCCCGUAUGUAUGAAUCUUUGGCCAAGAAUCAUCUGAAUCUAAUUUAUUCUCUGAAGAUAGAAAAGGGGGGAACGAUGGAACUAUGGACUACGGUCCUUAUGAGAAAGAAAAUGGCAUUGGAUAUUAAACCAAUAAACAAACUAUAUAAAGAAGAUUGGAUAUGCUGCAUAUGCAAAGAAGCAAUAAAAUCGAAUCCUAAAAGCUUUGAUGUCAGUUUAACGGUAAGAACCCCGGAAGCCUCCCCCGAGAAGGGCGCCGGGCAGGGUUGCACACAACUCACGCCCGCGAGGGUUGGCAGGGAGCAACGUUACAUCAGCAGGAACUUUUUCAUCCGGUCUUGCGAAUACCGCGUACCAGCCUGUUUUUGGGACGUAUCCACGGAUGGCCAACUGAAACGCCUGAAACGCCUGGAAUGCCUGGAUAUCCCGGCCAGGGUUACAGCAGGGCGUGCCCAUCCCCCCCCCCACAGGGGUGUCAUCGCCCGGGGGCUGCAGCGGCUGUGGCGGGGCCGGUGUGCACACUGGGGACUGGGCAUUGGGCAGCAGCAACAAGUCCCGGCAACCGCCCCCCAGCAGGCACGCGAUCAGCGCCAGGCUCGCGGGGGUGAAUCUGGCCCGGACACUGCGGCAUUGACACUAGACAUUGGACACUCAGGUCCAGCAACCAGCUCCAGCUCUCGCUACAAUUUCGGCCGGAAGUCAACCUUGAUUUCCACUCUGGAUGUCACCUUUGCUUCAACUCAACUUAACUCGACUCGACUCCACCCCACCCCGCCGCGGCGGCCGCCGCCGCAGGACUCUGUAGCGCUUGGCCACAGCCACUCCAUGGCAGCAGAUCCACAGCCAGCAGCAAGUGGCGCGGAGACAGCUGCUUCUGCUCACCAACUGCCCUGCGAAGUUGCGAUCCCUCGACGGACCCUCGUUGAAACACGCUCGCCUGGCCACUACCCUUCCUCCAAGCUGCCAGGCCUGUUCUUCCCUGCCCCGCCUCCAUCUGCCUGGGGGAGCGUGCAUCGUUUCACUCCCAGGUACCACUCGCUCGCUCGCUCGCCGCCAGCUGCCAGACACAGCACAACACGACCCUCCGGGUUUGCCGAACUUAAACCUGGCCUUCCACUCGUCAAUCUUCUCCAGUGGGCCAAUCUUCUUCAGUGA